Messenger RNA from Tuber melanosporum (Perigord truffle), 1869 nucleotides. RefSeq lists its product as uncharacterized. The record is from RefSeq and is a predicted model, not a curated record. Bases 1 to 1869 code for a protein of 622 amino acids. The transcript has a single exon. NCBI's taxonomy places the organism in Eukaryota, Fungi, Ascomycota, Pezizomycetes, Pezizales, Tuberaceae.
AUGUCUGACCAUCCAUGUGCGCAGAGAUAUGAUGUGCAGACACAUCAUCCGUCAUACGAACCAAGAUCUGAAUGCUUUUCAGCUGCGUCUAAGUGCCUUGAGAAACAAGCCCCGCUACCCACAUUCCACCCCCACCACAAGGUGGUAGAUGUCUUCAAUUACCAAACACUGCACGAGGCUCUCCAAACAUUGGACGAACCACCCUCAGGCGAAUACGAAUCGGAGAAAGGUACUCCGCUACCAGCGUACGGGUCUAUUGCUCAUCACUACCAGCAGCAGGAGUUUACACCCCCCCCUUGCCAAUAUCAAUAUGGAAUGCCCAUCACCCCACAACCGCUCCCGCCACCGCCGCCCUUCUCGCAUGACCCCUCCGCAUAUAAUUUCAUACAGCCGGCGUACCCCCCUGCCCCAGCAUAUGGGAGCUUAAGUCCGAACUACGGAUCCAUGUAUACAGCCUAUGGUUUGUCGCUAGCGUAUACCCAACAACAACAAAACCAGCAGCACCAGUACCAACACCAGCAGCCCCCCGUAUACGGGUCAAACGGGGUAUGCGCGGCAGCAGCAUACGGGUACAAUCCUCUUUACGCUCAACCCCUGUAUUCCCAGCUCCAGCUUCAGCUCCAGCACUACCAACAGCAGCAUUCACCAACCUUCAUCCCAGCACCAUACGGCUCUCCCCCAUCCUACGGCUUCACAAACUACAUCCUACAAACCACACCCCCUUGUUCCUCUUCCCCCACCUCUUCUUCCCCGGGCAGUGCACCGGCAGCAAAGCCCUACCACGAAUACGGCGACUGCGGAGAAACCCUCCCACUGCCAGCAAUGGUGAGCGCAACCAAACUCCUGGGAGGCGGGGAGAUCCGCUCUCUAGCUGUAUUCACAUCCGUAUUCCGGAACAUGCCAUACAUAACCAAAGACGGGCCCAUCGCUGGCAUGAAGCUCAAGGACCCAUGCUUGAAUUGCAAAGCUCUCAUGCAGACCAUCCCAUCUGAGAUAUCAAUCCUCGCAGGAACAGGGUCGGGCUGUGCGCUCGAUUGGAUUGUAGAAAAGGCUGCUUCCGCAUCCACUACUUGCACUACUGCCACCACUACUACAGCUCCAUCGACAUCCGUACCUCCAAUGGUCGGGAGCGCACCAACGCCCCAAGGCUACAACCUGAUCCUGUCAACGGCCUACUCCGCGACAAAGCCAGACAUUUACCACCUGCUGGAAACCUGGACACUGAACAACACGACCCCAACCCUUCCCGAGCACCAAAAGGCCUCGCUGAGGACGCUCUGGAGAGAAUUCAUCCUCCCCUUCCGCGAUAGGAAUCAGAUCUUUAGACUCGAUAACGGGGACAACGUAGACCCGAGCAUGCACACCCUAAACUCUGUGGCACUGCCCAUAUGCACCGUGUUCUGCGCCAUCGCGUACGUCUUCUCCGUCGUUCUGCGGCCCGAGGCUUCCCAGCUCACCUGCCCCCCCAGCGCUUCCGGAGCAGGAGGGGAAGAGGAAGACGGCAGAGACGGGUUCUACUUACCGCUCCUGGCGGUACUGGGGAAAUGGUGUAGCACCAUAUGUCCAUGGGCGCACCCGAAUGUGGUCAACGUUGCCUACUCCUCCCCCCCUCCCACUUCCCCGACAACGGACGGGAUGGACACCCACUUUGUCAUCGGAACCUCAAAACCGAGUGUGCAAGCAGGCUUCCCCAGUGAAGCUGUCAAGAGCAAGCAUCAGGGGCAAAUGCGUACCUGGAGGAGGAUAUUCCUGGAGGGGAGAUUCGGCGCACUGAAGAAUCCCUGUCCGGUUAAAAUCGCUGGCAUGGCCGCCGGCGUCAGCGGCGGUGGUGUAGGUACUGGCGUGGUGGGGAAGAAGGGAUUCAUUUGA